AUGUUGUCGAGGGUAAGGCAAGAACCGGGUAAAGUUCGCUUGGGAUUUAUUCCUGAGGAAUGGUUUACAUUCUUUUACAAAAAAACUGGUGUAACCGGUCCAUACACAUUUGCUGUUGGUUUAUCGACCUACUUGGUCAGCAAGGAGUUUUACGUCCUUGAGCACGAAUUCUAUAACGGAUUAUCUUUGGCGAUCUUAUGUAUUUUCGGUGUGAAAAAGUUGGGUCCCAAAAUAGCGGCCUAUCUAGAUAAAGAAGUUGAUGCGUACGAAGCAGAACUGAGCUCCGGUCGUAGAAGUGAACAAGAAGGUCUUACAGCUUCAAUUGAGAACGAACAACGCAAUCAAUGGAGUGCAGAAGGGCAAUUAAUGUUGGUCAAUGCUAAACGUGAGAACGUUCAGUUACAACUCGAAGCCGAAUAUCGCCAACGUCUCAUGACUGCGUACGACCAAGUAAAAAGGUAUCUUGAUUACCAGCUUGAACGUGAAGGAGUUGAACGUCGUGUGGCUCAGAAGAAUCUUGUCAACUGGGUGAUAAAGCAAGUAAUGGGGUCGAUAACAAGCGAACAGGAGAAGCAAAAUAUAGAUAAAUGUAUAGCCGAUUUAGGUGUCUUAGCGAAAGCUUAAGUAAUUUCGAUUUUAAGAGCUUUAAAUUUAUUGAAAUCUGUUUAUUUUACAUCUAUGUACCACCUUUAUCAUUUACAAUCCGUAUACAGUUCUAAUAAAGAAGAUAAGUACUAGUAUUGUGAA
Photinus pyralis (common eastern firefly) is the source of this 747-nucleotide messenger RNA. RefSeq names its product ATP synthase subunit b, mitochondrial-like. Gene Ontology annotation, biological process: proton motive force-driven ATP synthesis. The transcript has 2 exons. Gene Ontology annotation, molecular function: proton transmembrane transporter activity. The record is from RefSeq and is a predicted model, not a curated record. Lineage: Eukaryota; Metazoa; Arthropoda; Insecta; Coleoptera; Lampyridae. Bases 1 to 624 code for a protein of 207 amino acids.